Molecule: messenger RNA, 393 nt
Organism: Zymoseptoria tritici IPO323
Lineage: Eukaryota; Fungi; Ascomycota; Dothideomycetes; Mycosphaerellales; Mycosphaerellaceae
Exons: 1
Coding region: 1-393 (130 amino acids)
Source: RefSeq, a predicted model, not a curated record
AUGCCGCAAGUCCCGUGCCUCGCAACGCAAGGGCAAUACAACAUGCCAUCCAAGGCGCAGCUCAUGCAGGAGCUCGCCAGCGCAAAUGAGCGCAUCAAGAGCUUGGAGACUGAGUUGCGUGGAUACAAGAUUGGCCUUGCUCGAGCGCAGGCUCUUCCGCCCUCACCACCAGCAUCACCGCAGCCGGCUCAAGCCUCAUCACCGCAAGCGCGGUACUUCGAGUCGCUCACGCAAGAGCAGAAGGAUCAAUGUAUCAAGCUCAACAUCUGCUUCCGCUGUCGACAACACGGUCACAGCAGCUCCCACAUUCAAUGCCACAACAACGACUGGCGUGCACGUUCGCGAGAGCCAGCAGCAACAACUCCGGCACCAACACCUUCGGAGACUGCUUAG